UGGCUAAAUCAAUUAGACCUAUUCUUUCAUAGUAAAAGCACAAUUCGCUUGAUAAACAAGCUCUCUAUAUGAAGUUUAURUAAGGACAGUGAAGCAAUGGACAAAAGCYCACAAGACAGAGCUUCAAAUCGAGAAAAUCGAUCCCUAAACKCGAAGAGAUUGUCAAUGCAGAACUCUAACGAGUUGGUAGGACCGAACGAAGCUAGAAGAAUCCGYUUGGCRACUGCUAAGGGAUUURCUACAGGGAAAGACAAAUCGUUCCGUACUGAUAAAUACAAGACAAGAAACAGUUCAUGGACUCCUGUCGUGAACCCUUACUGUAAUAAUCAGCUCUACCAAGAGAGAGUUGAUCUUGUAGGAAACUGGUACUCCAUGUGGACAGAUGCCCAAAGAAAAAACUUUCUAAAAUACAUCCUUCAAAGGUCAACUAAACUCCAACACAAGUUUGUCAAAGAACAAUUCUUCAGUAAUCCUCUACCAAUAUUAAAAGCAGACUUCACGAAAAUCCUACCUCGUUUUCUUUGUAUGUACAUAUUUUCGUUYCUGGACCCGAGAAGUCUCUCUCGUGCUGGUCAAGUCACAUGGCAUUGGAAGUUUAUCAGCGAGCAGGACGAAGUCUGGAUGCCAAAGUGUUUAAAACUGGGCUGGUUUUUACCGUAUWCGCCUACAGAAAGGGAAUAUGGAUCUUGGAAGCAUCAUUACAUCAUAUGUACUCAUACUUUGGAUAAAGAACCCCCAUCACAGCAAAGAAGGGAUAACAUCUACAGUCGUAUGGAAGCAGAAAUAGAAAACGAAAAAUUCAGAAAAGUGAAAGAAGAUAAGAGAAGUACAAGCAAGGAUAUCAUAUACUUUAAAAGUGAUAAAGUAAGGAGACCACCAUGGCUGGACACGGAUACAAACCCUAAAGACCUAGACGAUGCGAGGAAAGCUUUACUAGCUGAUUAUAACCCCAACCAGUCCGUCUCCUUGGAUACCACUCGGGCUGAGAGACUGGGACUGAGAGGACAUCACAGGUCGCUAACCGCGCCUUCUAGAAGAGAUGCCUGGGGAAGGUCUGCGGUGGCUACCACGUUGAAAAGAAGCGUUUCGGCUGGUAAGGUUGACGAAGUCGAUGACGUCACAGAAGAUAAACGACCAAUAGAAACCUCRCAGCUUACUCUGACCGAGGCCCUCGCUGUUGAAGCUGAAUUGAAACCAGGAAUUGUCGACCAACCUUGGCCAAAUACAAURCCAACAUCCCCAGUGAGAAGAAAAGACGUGACCAUCGGUUUUCAUCCAAGCUUUCACGAUUCUGUACUGGAAGCAGGUCGAUGGUCGAAGUUUCAGGGCAGCAGCAAUCAAUGGAACUCAAAUCCUUCCGUUCUCCUCAUAUCGUCUGAAUUACCUGCGUGCGAGGUUCUUUUAGAAGCAGUGUUACUUGGUGUUGUUGUUAUACCCUACCAAUACGAGUCUACUACGAUUGAGACUCUUCAAGAGAAAGUUAAGAUGACAUUGAUGGGUCGACAGGCAAGGAGUAUUGGUUUGUUUUGUCUUGGACAAGGAGGAUAUAUUCGACUGAUACAAGGUCAAAUGGUAUCAGAUGAAAGUCUCCAAGAACCAAACAUGAAAGCAUUUUGGGAAACACUGGCAACAAGCGUCAUCCCUCGAUCAGAUGGCGGACAUAUUGAUAUCUUUAUACCACUAACCGAGACAGAACCUGGCAUGGACUUGCUAGUACAACUUGGUCUCCUUACUGACAUGCAGAUAUCCUGUCCAACUGGUAUGACCGGUUCUUUCUCCAAAGUGGAGACGGAAUGGUUAUACGUUCCCGAUAACAUUCCACCACCAGAGUUGUACUUUGAUACCAAGAAACUUACCACGUGGUCUCGUCUAGUGGAUUAUCUAGAGGAAUGCACAGACAAAGUUCGUGCUGAACUUCUACCGUUUUUCAACGAAGAAAGACUGAACGUUGCAAGAAAAGUCAUUGGGGAGUUGGUUUUUAAGUCUUUGGGCCUCCAACAUAUCGAGCAUAUGUCAAGUAUCAUUACACUAAUAGUGGAAGCUAUAGAGAAACUACGACAA
Molecule: messenger RNA, 2061 nt
Organism: Exaiptasia diaphana
Lineage: Eukaryota; Metazoa; Cnidaria; Anthozoa; Actiniaria; Aiptasiidae
Product: epithelial cell-transforming sequence 2 oncogene-like
Exons: 16
Molecular function (GO): protein binding
Source: RefSeq, a predicted model, not a curated record